Elaeis guineensis (African oil palm) is the source of this 3500-nucleotide messenger RNA. Lineage: Eukaryota; Viridiplantae; Streptophyta; Magnoliopsida; Arecales; Arecaceae. The record is from RefSeq and is a predicted model, not a curated record.
AACAUCCCCCCCACCCCUCCCCAAAAGCACCCACCCGAAAAAGAAAUAAAAGCGCUUCCCCCGGCAGCAGCUCCUGCUGCUCCACUGCCCUGCAGCAGCUCGCUUUCAGACCCACCGAUAAAAGCGAGGAGAAAGCCAGCUCCUCCCAUCUCUUUCAUCUCCGUUGCCAUUUCUUUCCUAUUGAUUUCCUCUGCAACACCAUCAGCGACAACCAUAUCAGACAAAACUUGGCAACAUCAGCAGCGAUGAAGUAGAGAGAGAUUGGAUUCAGAUAUUUUUUUUUUUAACUAAAGAGCGAUAAAAAAUCUGGAGAAGUUAAUGAGAGAGUACGGAAGUGCAUGGUUGGCCGGUCGCUUUUGACCCGCUGCUUUUUAGCAAAGCUGAAGCCGAUGCAGAGGAGACCGCAGGAAGAAGAGAAGGGAAGGAAAAAAGCUUGAAUCUUUGAAUCUUUAGCCAUUAGCCCUCGAUCUCUCCGCCGUAUCCGAUAUCCACUGAGCUGGUUCUGCUGCUGCUUGCCUGGUCUCCCGCCUUUCACGCUGGCCUGGCCUUUUCCUUUCUCGUUAGAAGAGUUUUAAAACGUUUCUUUCGUCUUCUUAUCUCAUGGCCACCACCGCCAUGCAUCAUUCCACCGUUGCCGUGCUUCUGCUCCACCUUGUUGGGCUGGCCCUAAUUAUCGUUGCUUGGUAGUUUUCUUUGCUCCCUCUGCUUUGGUUUUUUGGGUUCAGGGACGAUGGGGAUCGAUCUGAACACGGUUGAGGAAGAGGAGGAGGAGGAGGCGGAGCUACCGCUACCGGCCGCUGCGCAGGUCCCGCGCCAGGAGCAACACCGUGCUUCGCCGCCGGCGGCCGGAGCGGAGGCGUUGUGCCUGGAGCUGUGGCACGCCUGCGCGGGGCCGCUGAUAUCGCUGCCGAGGAAGGGGAGCGUGGUGGUGUACCUGCCGCAAGGGCAUCUUGAGCACCUGGGGGAUGCCGCCGGCGGCGGCGGCGGCUGCGGCGGGCUCUUCCGAUACGAUUUGCCGCCUCACGUCUUCUGCCGCGUCAUCGACGUCAAGCUCCAUGCUGAUGCAGCUACGGACGAGGUUUAUGCGCAGCUCUCUCUGGUUGCCGAAAGUGAGGUGGUCGAGCGGCAACGACGCGAGGGCGAAGUUGAAGGAGAUGGGGAAGUGGAAGAUGUUGAUGGUCUUCAUAGGUCUUUGAUGCCUCAUAUGUUCUGCAAGACCCUCACCGCCUCCGACACAAGCACUCAUGGAGGAUUCUCUGUGCCUCGCCGAGCCGCUGAGGACUGUUUCCCGCCUCUGGAUUAUGUGCAGCAGAGACCUUCACAAGAACUUAUUGCGAAAGAUUUGCAUGGUGUUGAAUGGAGGUUUCGACAUAUUUACAGAGGUCAACCACGCAGGCAUCUUCUUACCACAGGAUGGAGUGCGUUUGUCAAUAAAAAGAAGCUUGUCUCAGGGGAUGCGGUGCUCUUUCUUCGUGGCAAUGAUGGGGAGCUCAGAUUGGGAAUCAGGAGAGCAGCUCAACUUAAGAAUGGUACUCCUUUUUCAACACCUUGUAGCCAGAGCUUGGAUCUAGGCAAACUGGCUGCUGUGGCUAAUGCUGUCUCCACCAAAAGUGUAUUUCAUAUCUAUUAUAACCCAAGGGCAAGCCCAUCAGAAUUUAUAGUUCCAUAUUGGAAGUUUGCAAAGAGCUUCAGCCAUUCGUUUUCCAUUGGAAUGAGGUUCAAGAUGCGAUAUGAAAGUGAGGAUGCAGCCGAGAGAAGGCACACAGGAUUGAUAACCGGGAUUGGUGACUUGGACCCUGUAAGAUGGCCUGGUUCAAAAUGGAGAUGUCUGUUGGUGAGGUGGGAUGAUGAUGUGGAUACUGGUCGUCAGAAUAGGGUGUCUCCAUGGGAGAUCGAGCUAACAAAUUCGAUUUCAGGCCAUAAUAGUCUCUUAGCACCGGGUUCCAAGAGAACCAAACUCUCCCUUCCCAUGGUCGAUCCGGAUUUUCCAGUUCCGAAUGGAAAUGGGUGUCCAGACUUUGGGGAAUUUGCAAGGUUCCACAAGGUCUUGCAAGGUCAAGAAUUUAUAGGUUUCAGAACUCCUUAUGAUGGUAUUGAUGAAUCAAUUUCACAGGAAACUGAGGUAAGAAAUCAUCAAUACUUUGAUAUGAGGAGAUCCACCACCAAUGCGAAUAGCUGCAUGUCAGGUGGUCCAAGUAGUGGGGUCAGAGUUCCAGUUGGAAAUUCUGAUUUGCCCUACAAGUGCACAGGCUUUAGUGAAUCUAGUGGAUUCCAAAGGGUCUUGCAAGGUCAAGAAUUAGUUCCAGAAAAUCCGCCAUACCAAGGAGCAAUAGUUAAUAUUCAUUCAAGAUAUGGUGAGUUUGUCUCAAUUGAUGCUCUGCGUACAUCUGGUGCUGGAAAUAGAUGUCCUGCACCAAGCCAGGGAUGUACUCUUCUACAACCACUGAGGCUGCCAGUUCAAGCAUUAUCUCCAUCUUCUGUGUUAAUGUUUCAACAAGCAAGUUUUAAGCCUCCAUGCUCUCAGUCAUUGUAUGACAUGAAUCAGAGGAGCAAGGAUGAUGGAGCAUUGAGCAGAAAAGACACAACAUCCUUAUACUACCGGCCCCGUUAUGUAGAGGGUGAAGUCAUCAAUGAACACCACAAAGUGGGAGUCCAUUCUUCUGUACAUGCUUCUAAGCCAGAGUUAAGAAAUGACAAAAAAAUUAGCAGCAGUGCUUGCAAGCUUUUUGGUUUUCCCCUGACUCAGAGGAUUCCCUUGACAAAUGAAGUGGAUAGAAUUGAAAGAAAUUUUGAAACCAAUUUCCCAACUUCAAAGUCUCAAAUACCUGCCAAACCUCUUGGGCGCAGCUGCACUACUGUGCUGCAGGUUCACAAGCAGGGGAGUGUUGUAGUCAGGGUUGUUGAUCUCUCAAAGCUUGAUGGAUAUGAUGAACUGAUUUGCGAGCUUGAACAAUUGUUUGAUAUGAAAGGACUGUUAAAUGACCCACAUAGAAAAUGGAAUGUUGUCUAUACUGAUGAUGAAGAUGAUAUGAUGCUAGUUGGGGAUGAUCCUUGGCAGGAAUUUUGCAAAAUUGCUUCAAAAAUAUUGAUAUGCACAAACUACGAGGAAAUGCUGGCAUGUGGGGAUGAAGCCCGCGGUUGCUCAGAUCAACCAUCUUUUCCCUUCAAUAUUACCAGGUUUUCCUUGGGAUCCAGUAAAUCUUCAUCAUUGUCAACAUAAGAGAAACUUUGUGGGCCUGAAACUAUGGUAGUGUUAGACUUGGAAGUAAAUUAUCGUAACCGUGUGGCUUGUCUUGGCAUCUAUCUUUACUCUGCUCUUGUUGCUAGAUUUGUCCAAGAAGCUUAAGAAGGAAUUCUACUCUUUAGUUUUUGUUGUAGGGUUUGCUGCAAUGUUGGUGCUUUGUCAUGACAGUUUUCUGAACUCUUAACGCCACAGGGCUUCUUUGGCCUCUGCAAUUUUUGUCCCUGUAUUUUGUUGCCUUACUGAUAUUUCUUGUGCA